Molecule: messenger RNA, 854 nt
Organism: Acaulospora morrowiae
Lineage: Eukaryota; Fungi; Glomeromycota; Glomeromycetes; Diversisporales; Acaulosporaceae
Source: the annotation of a GenBank genome assembly
GACCCACCCCUAAGUCAGCAAAGGAUUCUUUCCGGGAAAGAUCGAGAUUGAGAAAGAAGGGUCAAUUCCAACGAAUACAACCAAAACCACUUGUUAAUGUGGGGGUGAACACUAUUGCAUCUAAUCUAAUCAAUGACGCUGAAAGGAACUCACAAACUAAAUUUAAUGCCGGGAAUGAUUUUCUACGAUCCCCCGAAACUUCUUCGCCUGACAUUACUGAAUAUCCUACGCAACUUUCACAAAAUCCGCUAAGCAUGGAACAAGAAAAUAAUGAUCUUACUCGCUUUCAGCGAUAUGGGAUGAAUAAUGACCAUCUUUACCUGGCGAACAUGACCACAUGUUCUUUGAUAGAUCCACCGAUUGUACCUUCGCACAUUGUUCACACACCGACUAAUAUAGAAUUUCCCUCUUCACCUACGUCUCUGCCGUGCGUUUCGUCUUCCUCCUUACCUUACAAUUUACCUUUCUCUGGAACUUCCUCUCUAAUAAUGUUUAGCAAAAAUAAACAAACUGAUGAUCUGACUCAAAAUACGACUUUCCCUGAGGAACUGUUCUUUUCGAAUUGUGAUGAUUUGAUUUCAGAUGAUUUUUGUUCUUUGCCUACAGGAAUCUAUUCUGAGAUUGAUUCUAAUUCAACUGUGAAUAUGAAUGCUGACACGUUUAUGAAUGCUGUUCUUUUGCCCAUGAAUGUUGCCGAUAUUUAUAAUGUUGAAAAUACGAAUGAUGUUGUCUCUCCCAUGAAUACAGUCCCCACCAACAUUAACGUAAAUGCGAAUAUUUAUGACACUAUAAAUUCGAACAUUACCAACGCAAUAUUUUGGAUGUCAGGUGAUCCGCGUGAUAAUGAACAUUGA